Molecule: messenger RNA, 5986 nt
Organism: Mercenaria mercenaria
Lineage: Eukaryota; Metazoa; Mollusca; Bivalvia; Venerida; Veneridae
Product: heat shock 70 kDa protein 12A-like
Exons: 15
Coding region: 1887-3941 (684 amino acids)
Molecular function (GO): ATP-dependent protein folding chaperone; ATP binding
Source: RefSeq, a predicted model, not a curated record
ACACUGCGUAUCAAUUUAAACACGAAUAUUAACAAUAUUAAUUGGGUACCGUUAUAACAUUUGUUCACUAUUUUGUGAUAUCCUACACUCGUUUUGUGUUAUCCUUUAUUCAUUUUAUGUUAAUUAAAAUGUACUUUAUGGUAACUUAAUAUAAGGUGUAUUUAAUUAAUGAUAACACUAAUUACAUUUUAAUUUAUCAUUAAAAGUAUUUUGUGAUAUUCUUAAGUGAUUUUGAUUUAAGAGAUAAUGAACAUCGUUUUCAUAUCCUUCAUUCAGUUACAUAAUUGUUUAAAGUCAGGUAUGUAUUUCAUGUAGAAAAGAAAGCACUUUUUCAUUGCGCAUAUAUGGUGCCAUAUAGAAAGUCGACGUGACGUCAACGCGUAACAGUGUUUUAACAGUGUAAAAAAUACGGGAAGUAACAUGUCCUGGGAAAUAAUGUAGGAGUGCAUAAACGUCCAGAGAGCUAUUCAACGCGUCUUAUAAUUGAUAAAGUGGGUGUGAAAUAAGUUUAACAUCGGUCUGUAUAUCAUUUCCAUUCUGAAACGUCUUUUAUAUAAAGUACUUUAUCAAAUGCGGUAGUACUAAUUUUGGCACCUGUAUGAUGCCAAAUGAUAUGUCGACGUGACGUCAAAUUUCCGUAUUUAACGGAAAUUGCAUGGAUUUUUCACAAUAGAAUAAUUCAUACACACUAGUAUUAGAUCUACAGUAUGAUUUUACUUAAUUAAUGAUACACAAUGUAUCAUAAAAUUGAUCUUAAGAUAUAAAAUACUGAUCUUUUAUUUUGGCGAUCAAUAAUUUAAUCAUUUCCUAAAAUCGAAUUUAAUGUAUCCAUAAUCAAUUGAAUGAUAUACUAAAUUGAUUUAUUUUAUGAAAUCCUGAUUUCUGUUUAAAUUUAUUUUCAGAAAUCCAAAAUAUAGUUAUUUGUACCAAUAACGGAAUUAAAGAUGUUAUUAAUUUGAAUUGAAGAUAGCAUAAAAUAAUUAUAGCUAUCUAUAAAUCAAUUUGUUUUCUAUAACUUUAUUUAAUUUUAUCCCAAAAUAAUCAAAGAUAUUAUAAAAUGAAUUUGUAAUAUCCAAAAAUGUAUUUGUGUGAAAUCAUGAAACGAACUUGUGAUAUCCAUAAACUAAUUGUAGUUACCCAUAAACAAAUUUAGGACAUCACAAAAUCAUGAAUGAAUUGUAAGACGACACAACAUAACAAUAAACGAAGACUGUUUGUAAAAUUUUGUUAGUAGUCUCAAUGAUAUCAGUGCAACUGACCGCUUUGUUGCAACAGUGUUUUCGUAUUUUUAAAAUCUUGAUUUCUUUAGCCAUUGUCUAUAUUUAUCAAGAAGAUAUACAUAGAUCGAUUAUACUUGUCAUACCGUUUAUCUAUAUUGAUUACAUUCUUUAGAGUUAUCUUUCUUGAUUUUGGUAAUAUUGUUGAGGUGUAAAACGAUAACGCCACGUUGUAAACCAGGAAUGUAUUCAAGAACAUAUUAAAGGAAAGUCUGGAGAUAUGUAAGACCGCCAGAAAUUGAGCUCCAUCAAAUGGAAUGUGUAAAGUUUAACAUGUACAUUAAGAAAAGGACUGACAAAUGCCCCUGAUAUACAUAGGGUACAAUACAGAGAUAUGAAAAGACAUACAUGAGAAUCCGGUAUAUUCUGGAAAGCACUUACGCAAGAGUCUGAUACACCCUGGAAUACACAUACGCAAGGGUCUGAUAUACCCUGGAAUACACUUAGUGUACAACGGCCUUGUUUUCUACCCGGAAGUAUAUCGACAUGCCAGUCAAGGCGUGUCUCCGUUUUUGUUAUGGAGAUGAUUUGAAAAUGGAUUGUAAUUUGCAGCAUUAAUCAAAAAGAACAAAAAUCAUCAUCUGAAGCUAAAAUGAACACUCUCUGACAAUGGGAGGUAAACAAACAAAAGAGCCUCCAAAAGAAGAGGUCAAGAAACCUUCCCCACCACCGGUCCGCCAAAAGAAUAGACCUACAGAUGGUGCGGUCGGAGGACAGACAUUACGUCCAGGUACCGAAGAACUCUCAAUAAACUACACGGAAGUGGUCAGCGGUGACGAUAUCUCUGCAGAGAAAUCAGCCACUAGGACAAACGAUGCAACAUCCGAAUUGGUAUACAGCAGGUCAGAAAAUAUUUUGGAUGAUGCUACGUCUACGCAAUACCGUUCAUACAGGGCUCGCUACUCCAAAUCUGCGACAGACUUAGACCGUCUCCGGGAAAGACCCAGGAAGCUCACGCAUACGGUGAUACAGCGUAAGACAAGUAGUGCACUCUUAGUUGCUGCAAUAGACUUUGGUACAACAUACAGUGGCUACGCCUACUCGUUUAUCAAGACACCGAAUGAAAUACUCACAAAUUACUGGGAAAAUACGGCGAUGAAGACUCCAACCGUAGUGUUGAUGGAUCCCCAAAAGAGGUUUCAUUCUUUUGGAGAUGAAGCAAGAAGGGAUUAUGAGCAGUUAAUGAAAACAGGCGCCCACAAAAAAUGGUAUCUGUUCGAAAGAUUCAAAAUGAAACUGUUCGUGAAAGAAACGCCGCUUCAAAAAGACGUUGAAAUUGAAGAUAUUCUUGGUAAGCCUAUGAAGGCGAUUGACGUUUUCACUGAAGCUAUCAGAUAUAUUAAAGAACAUCUUGAAGGUGUUCUUAAUGAUCCUACAAGAGAAAGCCAUGUGCCGAUACAAAAGGAUACAGACAUACGAUGGGUCCUUACAGUGCCUGCUAUAUGGAAUGAUCUUUCCAAGAAGUUCAUGAGGGAAGCCGCCAAAAAUGCUGGCAUUCCUGAUGACAUGCUUCUACUGGCACUUGAACCUGAGGCAGCUUCCGUUUUCUGCAAGAGAGAACUAGGAAUUGAUAGAGUUCCUGUAGGAUGUAGAUACCUGGUUCUUGACCUUGGAGGUGGCACAGCUGACAUCACGUGCCAUGAAGUUAACGUUGAUGGAACCUUGAAAGAAUUACACCCGCCGACGGGGGGAGACUUUGGUGGCACAACUGUAGACAACAGCUUUAUAAACAUUCUGAAUAGAAUAUUUGGUGGUGAUAUCAUAAAACGUUUCAAAACGUAUUACACGAAUGAGUACUGGGAGCUGAUGUCUGACUUCGAAAUCAAAAAGCGGAAAUUUGAUGGUUCAGGAAGGGUUGUUCUCAAAUUUCCAGUGCGAAUGUUAGAAUUGUACGAGGAUGAUGUGGGAGAGACCGUUGAAGAAACUCUGAUGUAUUCGACCUUGACAGGGCAUGUUGAAUUCAAACAGGGCAAAAUGUUUAUGACAGAAAAUCUGAUGGAAGACAUUUUCAAUUCUGCCGUGGCAAAAAUCAAAGAUAAAACUAGUGAACUACUUGAAAAAGUUGAUAAUAUCGACUGUAUUUUACUGGUUGGGGGAUUCUCGGAGUCUUUAUAUCUGCAGAACGUAAUGAAACAAAACUUUGACAAUCUUAUCGUUCUUCCGAAAGAACCAGCAGGAGCCGUUCUGAAAGGAGCAGUGAUCUAUGGCCAUGAAACAAAAGCAAUAUCAUCCCGCAAGUGCAGUUACACUUAUGGCAUUGCGCGAAUGAUAAAGUUCGAUCCAGAAAAACACCCUGAGAAAAAGAAAGUCAGAAUGGACAAAUUCACAUAUUGUGAUGACGCGUUUAAUAAACAUAUAGAAGUAGGUACUGAUGUAAGCGUUAAUACGCCAGAAAAAGCCAAAGCACAUGAGUAUUUUCCUGCUGCGGCUGAGCAAAGACAAGCAGUGUUAGAAGUAUAUAAAACAAAAAAGAGGAAUCCUGUAUUUAUUGAUGAGGAUGGUUGUGAGUUUGUAGGGCUCAUAAGGGUAGACAUAGACCCAAGAGGAGACAUAUGGUCCAAACUAAUGGUAAAACUAAUUUUCGGAGGAACAGAACUUAUCAUUGAAGUCAAAGAUGUGAAGAAUGGCUCAAUAACCACAGGUUCUGUCGACUUUUUAGGUUGAGUGCGUUCAUUAAUGUACAAAAAUUGCUCAAGGUGAUAUCUACACGCAAUCCUGACUUGUUAAGAGAAAAAAGCCGGAACGUGUUUAAAACAUUUUUCAACAACGGAAAUCGUGUAAUCUGAGAAGCAAAUAUUAACUUGAUUAUUUUUGAUCUGGUCAGGAUAAUGUCAUGUUUUAAAACUUCUAAAAGAGAACGUUAUUGUUUGUUUUCCGUUUGCCAGAUUUUUUUUCAGUAUUUGUUUGAAGGAUAGUAAAUGGCAAAUAGUUCAUCAAUAUUUGCUGAUUAUCGUGUAUAUAAUGCAUUGCCGUUUUGUUAAGUGAUUGUUUCUUAUAAUUCAGUCUAAAUGGACAUGUAUAUUUUAUUAUGUUACUGUAUAUGCUAGCUAUUUGUCUAUGUUGGUGAGAUAUUACACGAUGUAACCUACUUCGUUGUCUAUGCGAUAUACUUUUGGGGACUCCCUAAUAUUCAAAUCGCUAUCGAUUUUAAAACACAUAUAUUACAUUUAAGAAAAUUGGGUGAUUUUGGAAGAGUUAUUAAUAGAAUUCAGUGCUAUGGUUCAAUAUAACAUUUCAUUCUAUGGAUUUGGUAUGACAUGAAUUACAACACAAGCUUCAAGCGCACUGGCGGCAAUGGUCACGCUUAAAGUAUCACAAACGAAACCACAACAUUUGAUCGGAAUUGAUAAAAACAAACAAACAUUUACUAAUUUUAUAUACGAGUUGCACGGAUGCAAUAUUUACCAUCAAUGGGUAUUACACUUUUAUUUUUAGUGUAUAUAUAGAAGUGGUGACUUUUCGUGCGGACGUAAGUGCAUCUUUAGAAUUUCAGUCCAGUUGCUUAUUAAGCAUUUGACGUGUUCCUAAAAGAAUUAUGUUACCCACAAAUUAUUUAUUUAAUACCACUAGUUCAUUCAAAGUUGACAUCUAAAAGUGUAUUACAACUAAUUUUAACAGUAUCAUUUUGAAAUAUGUGAUUCAUUAGUGUUUUUUUCUUGUUAAAUGAAUAUCCAUGAAAAUUUUCCAAAGUCAUACUUCAAGCCUACCAGACUAGGAAAAUUAACCGUUUUUUACAUGUUAACGAUAUCUUCUUAUACUGUCUCACAUUGAUAUGUAGUGACACAUGUAGUUAUUCUUGUAUUUAUUUUGUAUUUUAUGUUCUUUAUAAACUGAUGGAAAUAUUUAUCUUUCAAAUAUUCUACAGCAUAUUAUUUCACGUAUAGAUACACUUAUCAUAUAUAUACUUUAAUCACGUAUAUUUGUUUUCUGGUUAGACUAGGUGACGUUAUAGUCCCACUUGGCCGAUGCUUGUUUUCAUGAUUAUGAACUUUAUGUUUAUGAAUAAUAAACAUACGUGUCACUAUAAUUAGGAUUGCCUCUUUAUAUUGAGACCUUACUGCACUGUGAAAUAUAUACAGUCAGUCCCUAGCUUAGAGGAUGUUUGGUAACGUAUGACGGAAACGCUUGGUAGCUCAAAUGGUACGCAUGUAACAAACAAACAAAAUAUGUUGGUCUAUGAUCCAAAUGCCCAUUUUUCUGCUUCUUUUGUUUUUAUUAUUUGUUUUUGAUUUGCACUGAAAACAAAUACCGCAUUGAAGAUUUUCCUACAGAUCAAGUUCAAGAGCCCACUAUCAUUGGCCUAAAAUUGGUAAAUAAUUUAGAGAACAAAACAUACAUUUUAUUUUGACUUGUGUAUAGUAAAUUAUCAUAUACAACCAUCAUAUACAAUAUAAUUAUAAUGAUAUACAAUUAAACAUAUUUCAGCUAACAUAAUAAUGUUAAGGCUGAAUAAUACAUGCGUAAAUAAGUCACCUGACUUUAUUAACACUAUAAACUGUAUUUCAAUAUUUCAACAUUCAUAUUUUAAUAAACAGAAGUACAAAAUGUGAACAUUUCAAUGCGCGAUAAGUCACCUGACUUUAUUAAUACUAUAAACUGUAUUGCAAUAAAACAAAUAUAGGAUGUAUGACAAACAUGCAAUAUGAGUAUAAAUGUAUGUUCAAAUCAAAGUAGAAUCUGUAUAAACAGUAAUAAACAUUUAUAACAUU